This is a messenger RNA of Mobula hypostoma (lesser devil ray), 484 nucleotides long. RefSeq names its product EF-hand calcium-binding domain-containing protein 9-like. Gene Ontology annotation, molecular function: calcium ion binding; calcium ion sensor activity. Bases 104 to 484 code for a protein of 126 amino acids. Gene Ontology annotation, biological process: flagellated sperm motility. Gene Ontology annotation, cellular component: cytoplasm; sperm principal piece. Lineage: Eukaryota; Metazoa; Chordata; Chondrichthyes; Myliobatiformes; Myliobatidae. The record is from RefSeq and is a predicted model, not a curated record. The transcript is spliced from 4 exons.
CUACGCUUUUAGGCCACAUCUGGAAUAUUACAUUCAGUUCUGGUCACCCCAUUAUAAGAAGAAUGUCAAGACUUUGGAGAUAUUACAGAAGAGGUUUACCAGGAUGCUGCCUGAAUUAGAGGAUGUUCAAUUUUUUCACCUCCUUCGUUGUGUCACAGACAUGAGCAAAAAACAUAUCCAAAAGACUUUCAUCAUGCUUGAUUGGAAAGCCUCAGGGGAGAUUGGAUUUGAUGAGUUUUACAUGUUAAUUUGCAUCAUAAUUGCCAAUAAGGAUAAGAUGGAGCAGCAGUUUCUUUAUCGUCAUUCUCGCUCCAUUUUUGACCUAUUUGAUAUGGAUGGAGAGCAUACCAUCUCCCCAGCUGAAUUUUGUGCUGCAGGAUUUCUCUUCAAUAUGAAAGGACGUGCCUUUUUGCAGAUGUUUCAGGAUUACAGUGGAAGUAGCGGUGAGUCCUCAGACUGUGAAAAAUCUGAAGCAGAAGUGUAA